Molecule: messenger RNA, 1646 nt
Organism: Postia placenta MAD-698-R-SB12
Lineage: Eukaryota; Fungi; Basidiomycota; Agaricomycetes; Polyporales; Adustoporiaceae
Exons: 11
Molecular function (GO): monooxygenase activity; oxidoreductase activity, acting on paired donors, with incorporation or reduction of molecular oxygen; heme binding
Source: RefSeq, a predicted model, not a curated record
AGAUGGCUUCCACACCGCUCCUUUAUGUGCUAGUUAUUAUCCUAUCCGCUGUAUAUCUUCUCCGCAGGAGGUCUAAUCCGUUAUACGCCAUACCUGCAGUGGGCCCUUCUCUGCCAUUGCUGUCGUACAUCGGAGCACUGCGCUUUACUCGCCAUGCCCAUGAGAUGCUGCAAGAGGGGUACAUUAAGUAUAAAGGCUCGGCGUUCCGACUCGCGCAGCUUGAUCGCUGGGUGGUUGUCUUAUGUGGCCCGAAGAUGAACGAGGAGCUCCAGAGAAUGCCUGACGAUCAAGUGUCGUUCCUGGACGCUGCAGAAGACCUUGUUCAGACGAAAUACACCAUCGCGAAGAACGUGAUCGAGAAUCCCAUCCACAUCUCGGUCAUGAGGGGUCCGCUCACUCGCAACUUAGCUCCAUUGCUCUUAGAUGUCAUCGACGAGAUUAAUAUUGGUGUAGAGGAACACAUUCCAACGCGCGGGGAUGAGUGGGUUAGCGUUCCAGGGCUUGCAACCAUGACACAGAUCGUCAGCCGGGCAAGUAACCGUGUUUUCGUGGGGCUCCCAAUGUGUAGGGAUCCUGAAUAUUUCAAGAUUAUUUCCAAUUUCCCCCGAGAUGUUGCCAAAGGGCGAUUCAUCCUCAGUAUCACCCCCACCUUCCUGAAGCCUAUUAUCGGGCCCCUGUUGCCCUGGUCGCGUAGGACCGUACGCCAAUACUCUGCUCUGAUGAAGCCCAUCAUCGAGGAGCGUCAGAGGUUACUGCUGGAGCAUCGUGAUCCACACGACCCGGAUAGGCCUAACGAUUUCAUGACCUGGCUCAUUGAAGAGGGCCGGGCGGUUGAUCAACCGGUUGACCUCCUUGUGAACGCUCUGCUGUCGUCCAACUUUGUUGCCAUUCACACAUCUUCCAUUAGCGUCACGCAUGCCUUGUACAAUCUGGCAGCAUAUCCAGAAUACCAGCAACCAGUCCGCGAUGAAAUUGUGGAAGUCAUCAAAGCAGAGGGCUGGACCAAGCAGGCAUUUGGUAAGAUGUGGAAAUUGGACAGUUUCAUGCGGGAGUCCCAGAGAAUGUUCGGGAUUAGUGCAAUAUCUGUCAUCCGUAAGGCUUUGAAAGAUGUGACGCUCUCCAACGGCACCGUGAUACCUGCCGGUACGCUCAUCGCAGUGGCAGCCGAAGGCACGCACUACGACGAAGGAAGCUACGACAACCCGUACAUAUUCAAUCCAUUCAGAUUCUCCGACAUGCGGGAAGACGAGGGCGAGCGGAUCAAGCAUCAAUAUGUUAGCACUUCGUCCGAAUACGUGUCCUUCGGACAUGGGAAGCAUGCUUGUCCCGGACGUUUCUUCGCGUCCAACGAGCUCAAGGCUAUCCUGUCUCGACUGAUCCUGGAUUUCGACAUGAAGUUCGGCGGUGACGGUCACAGGCCGCCAAACCAGUGGUUUGGUUCUUCGAUCAUACCGAGUCAGACUGCGAAUGUUAUGUUCAGAAAGCGACCAGAUGCCGGCUUGUAGUGUGUUCUUUUAUAUCUUGCGCUACUAUAUUGGACAUUCCUAUGGGUUUACGGGUUCAGGUUGGGAUAUCUAUAGUUAUCUAGAGCAGACCACACGGAUAUAUAUGCUUCGAUGUGCAUCUCCGCUUAUUGGCAUUCAUUA